AUAAAAAGAACGCGAGGCAGAGGGAUCGGAGAGAGAGAGAGGUUGCCGGCUGUCUGCACUAGAAGCAGCAACCAUGGUGGAGAAAGGAGGAAAGGGGAGGAGGGAGGAGGUCGUCACCAGGGAGUACACCAUCAACCUCCACAAGCGUCUCCAUGGAUGCACUUUUAAGAAGAUGGCUCCCAAAGCUAUCAAGGAGAUCAGGAAGUUUGCUCAAAAGGCAAUGGGGACUACAGAUGUGAGGGUGGACGUGAAGCUUAACAAGCAUGUAUGGAGCCGUGGAAUCCGAAGUGUGCCCAGGCGGGUACGUGUCCGCAUUUCACGCAAAAGGAAUGAUGAGGAAGAUGCUAAAGAAGAGCUCUAUUCACUUGUUACGGUUGCAGAGAUACCUCCUGAAGGAUUGAAGGGACUGGGGACCAAGGUUGUUGAGGAAGCUGAUUGAAAUCUCUUUUCUUCCGUUAGGUUGGUUUUAGCAUCUUCUAAGAAUCAUUAUUUUGGGUAGACAUAAAUUUUGUCAAACUAUGCUUGUGGAAUUUUGGUAUUUUGAGUAUUUAGAUUUGUUUUUUUUUUUUGGUGUUCUUAACCGGAAUUCUUCCACCGUUGUAAUGUUGGCAUGUGUUUUUGACGUAUAUGAUCAAUGCCUCUAGAAAACCCAUGCUUCCGAGGCCCUUGUGCAC
Molecule: messenger RNA, 674 nt
Organism: Nymphaea colorata (pocket water lily)
Lineage: Eukaryota; Viridiplantae; Streptophyta; Magnoliopsida; Nymphaeales; Nymphaeaceae
Product: 60S ribosomal protein L31
Exons: 2
Coding region: 74-439 (121 amino acids)
Biological process (GO): cytoplasmic translation
Cellular component (GO): ribosome; cytosolic large ribosomal subunit
Molecular function (GO): structural constituent of ribosome
Source: RefSeq, a predicted model, not a curated record